Molecule: messenger RNA, 2395 nt
Organism: Cutaneotrichosporon oleaginosum
Lineage: Eukaryota; Fungi; Basidiomycota; Tremellomycetes; Trichosporonales; Trichosporonaceae
Molecular function (GO): protein binding
Source: RefSeq, a predicted model, not a curated record
GCUGUACUGCUGCUGUGCUGAAUCGCCAUCGCAUUCUCUUUUGGUCGAUCUGGUCUUUGCAUCUCUCUUCAAUUCUUCAAUCUCUUCAUUCUUGUUAUUGCCACACCGCCUACAUCACAUCCGUCGCGCGUACUCGUCGCAGCAAUCGCAACGCAGCUCUCUGCCCUUCAACCACCCCUUUCAGCCACCCCUCUACCCCCUUCUCCAUCAUGAGCGUCGCAAACCACAGUAACAGUCGACCUCAUCAACUGCCCCUUCCUUCACAUGCCACUGUACGCUCCACCUCGCCUGCUGUGGCCCGCAGGCCCAUGCCGUACGAGACGCCAGACCCCAGCGGACGCAACUGGCUCGUUGAGCUCCCCGAGGAGAUUCGACACAUCAUCUUUCUCCAGCUCGACCUCAACGACAUCACCACCUGCUAUCGGUUAUGCAAGGAGCUUCACGCCUUCCUCACCCAAUCAGCGGCGAUCAACUUGCGACACACUCUGCUGGCUAACUCUCUUCAUCUCAACCCUUUCGCCAUGCAAGCCAAUCCAAACAUGCCCCGUCAGAUGCCGCUGACCUCGGCCAAAAUUCUCGCACACCUUCGUGAGACGCUCACGCGCUUUCGAAACGUCGCGCCCAAGUCAACGAGCACUGUCCGAUUCCGUGAGCCCAGCGGCAGCCUUUAUGAGUAUCUGGAAGGCGUGCUCUUGCGGACAUCUCGGGACCCGGCAGCCCCUCUGAGUUCCAAGUCGCGCACGCUACACGUGUACGACCUUCGCCGCAUUGAUGAGUGGGAGGACACUGAGGACGCAACGGACGCCGAUGCCGAGGUAUUCGAGACCUCCAGCGACAGCCCCAUGGAGGGCGAUUUCAAGACGCAGCACACUUUCGACUUCACAAUCCGCGAGGUCGCGACGGACCCCACACAGGACCUCCUGAUUAUCGUGUCGCUGACUCCCAUCAGCCAGCGGCGUCAUCCAUUUCCCAAGAUGAUCAUGGAAUUCCACCUAUACAGUCUUUCAACCUUUGAGCCGCAUCCCAAGGCCGAGAAACACAUCAUCGAGUUCCCUCAGCACCUGGACGGUGAAGACAUCGCGCUCGACUUUCAGAUUUGUGACAACGCGCUCUAUGUCCUCUCCAAGGGCCCUGGGAUGCUAGGUCGAGACGACAGCCCGGCGGACGUGCUGUACGGGUGGGAGUGGCCCACGGGUCGUCUGCACGUCAGCAUUGAGGCGCCUGACCACAUUUCAUUUGAGUCCUUCGUUCUCCUCACUGCGUCAUCCUUCUGUGUCACUGCGACCGUAGCUCGCGUCUCAAAUGGCGAACUUGCGCCGGACGACCUCACACCCGAGGCUUUCCGCGAGCUCUACUGGACCCACCACCUGCACUUAUAUGCCUUCCCACCCAUAUCCGACCACCCCGCGGGUGCGCCCUGGACGGCCCAACAUGUCUCUGUAAUCAACAUGCCAUCGAUCAACAACAGGUUCCUUCGGGGCAUCCCGCCCAUGCAAAUGUCCAUCCGCACCGACCCCCCGCCACGCACGUUCAACUCGCCGUACCCUAUGCACGCGCCGCCGCCGUACCUCCCCGACCCAGAGAGUGGUGUUGCUAUCGUUACUUUCGUUCAGCAGCGCGGCUUCUUUCCGCUGAAUCCCCUGCUCCCGACCGCUCCAACGUUCACGCUCAUCGUUGCGAAAGCGACGCUCGCGAAGCUCUUGCCCGAACCAACCUCGCCGCUGCUCAAGCAGACGUUUUCUCGACCUGUCCCGGUUGUGCCAUUCUCGCGCCUUGCCCCUGACUGUCGUUUCUUUGGCCCCGAUCGGGUGAUGAGCUGUGAGCUUUGCCCUUCUACUCUGCUAACAGUAGCCUGGGUCUGCUUCGUAUAUCAGAAUCGGUAUGUGGCGCCGUAUGCGCGCGUCGUGGGCACUGUACACUUGCCUCUCGCUGGGGACAAUCCGGACGACGAGGAAACCGAGGAGCAAGAGGUAGUCGACCUUUCUCUCCAAGUCUUUGACUUUGACCAAAGGCGCGUGCGCAAGGAGAAGCUCGACCGCGCCAGACGCUUUCCCGCAGGCAUGGAGGCGCGAGACGAGCAAAUUGAGGGCGACGACGACGGCAUUGAUCUUGUUCUGAAGCCUACGCGUAUUCAGCCCAUCCCCUAUCUCACCCUUGAGGAAAUUGUUACAGGUCACAACAUGCCGUACAUACUCGUCGAGCGGGCAACGGACAGUGUCGAUCCUCUCAUUGACGGGCAGCGUAUUCUCCUCCUUAAGAAGCGGCAGGCUCGUCGUGGUGCCGUCCAGAACCCACCUGUGCCCGACGAUGACGACUCGGGCGACGACAGUGAUAGCGAAGAAGAGGAUUCGAUUGAGGUUAUGGAGUUCUAACGCACAUGGCGGUUUUUUUAAUC